AGGCGGCGGGGCGAGGAGCGGCGCGCGCGGGCCGCGGCUGAGCAGGAGGCUGCUAGGAGAGCCUGCGGGGGCCCGAGGGAUACGAUUCCUCCGCCCCGCAAAACAAUGUGUAGCGUGCAGCGGGGGGCAACUUGCGGGAGGUGGCGGGGGCGCGCCGAGCCCGCCUGAGACGGAGCCACUGACCUUCUCCCCCCGCCGUCCGUUGGGCCCGAGCGCGCAGCUCCUCGCUCCCCAGCUCUCGGGGGCCGGGCCGAGCUGUGGGGCGGGGCCGCCCCUCGGUCGCUGCUGCCUCCUCCCCCACCCCCAGCCGCGGAGGAUGCGGACGGCCCCCGGCGGCGUCUAGCGGCCCCGGGCCCAGGCGCGAUGGUGCAGCAGCGGGGCACGCGGGCCAAGCGGGACGGCGGGCCGCCGCCCCCGGGGCCCGGGCCGGCCGAGGAAGGGGCACGUGAACCCGGCUGGUGCAAGACCCCGAGCGGCCACAUUAAGAGACCGAUGAAUGCGUUCAUGGUGUGGUCACAGCACGAACGGCGGAAGAUCAUGGACCAGUGGCCCGACAUGCACAACGCCGAGAUCUCCAAGCGCCUGGGCCGCCGCUGGCAGCUGCUGCAGGACUCGGAGAAGAUCCCGUUCGUGCGGGAGGCGGAGCGGCUGCGCCUCAAGCACAUGGCGGAUUACCCGGACUACAAGUACCGGCCGCGCAAAAAGAGCAAGGGGGCGCCAGCCAAGGCGCGGCCCCGCCCCCCCGGCGGCGGUGGCGGUGGCGGCGGUGGCAGCCGGCUCAAGCCCGGGCCGCAGCUGCCUGGCCGCGGGAGCCGCCGAGCGGCGGGAGGGCCUUUGGGGGGCGGCGCAGCGGCGCCCGAGGACGACGAUGAGGACGACGACGAGGAGCUGCUAGAAGUGCGCCUGGUCGAGACCCCUGGGCGGGAGCUGUGGAAGAUGGUCCCGGCGGGGCGGGCUGCCCGGGGACCAGCGGAGCGCGCCCAGGGGCCGUCGGGCGAGGGGGCGGCUGUCACUACCGCCUCUCCGACUCCGUCGGAGGAUGAGGAACCUGAGGAAGAGGAGGAGGAGGUGGCGGCAGCGGAGGAAGGUGAAGAGGAGACGGUGGCAUCGGGAGAGGAACCGCUGGGCUUUCUGUCCAGACUGCCCCCGGGCCCAGCCGGCCUGGACUGCAGCGCCCUGGACCGCGACCCGGACCUGCAGCCUCCCUCGGGCACGUCGCACUUCGAGUUCCCGGACUACUGCACCCCCGAGGUUACCGAGAUGAUCGCGGGGGACUGGCGCCCGUCUAGCAUCGCCGACCUGGUUUUCACCUACUGAGCCCACCGUCAGCGGGGCGCGCAAGCCCCCAAAUCAGCUGUUUACAUACAGGAAUCAGGUAUUGGGGCCCCUCGGAGGCCGAGGCUGGCACCCCAUCUCCCACGCAGCCUCCCCCCUCCUAGACGUGCCCAUCCCCCUUGAAUCCAGACAUGCCCCUCCCCCGCAGACACACCCCAAGACCUCCCAACCCCCACCCUUUCCCUGACAUCCAAGCCCCUCCCCGUCCUGCCCCCUCCUGCACAGCCACCAGCAGUCAGCCCCCCUCCGAUACACCUCCCGUCCUUUCCUACAGACCUGUGCCCCUCCCCCACUAUGCACUUGCCCCUCCUCGAGGCCGGAGGACACGCCCCUGCCCUUGCUCCAGGAUCCCUCCGCCUUCAUUUAUCCCGCCUCCUCUCUUGUUUAAGGGGGCGCUGGGGCCCAGCUGCCCUGCGCGCUCCUCCCCGGCUCCUCCCCUCCCAAGGCGGGGGGAGGGGCGCGCUCCUGUUACUCCGGGAGCACUGGGAGCCGCCCCCUUCUCGCGCAUGCUUAAUGCUUAUUAGGAGGAGGGGGCUGGUCCCCCUGGCUUGCUCCGGGGAGAAGCGGGUUGGUUAUAGAGCUACCCUGAGAAAUAUUUUGAUCCGGGAGCUGCGGCUUCCUUUCAACCUGACAGGGUGUCACUGCCUUAAUGGGAGGGACACUCAGAGGGGGAGAAAGGGUCUAGCUGGUCCGAAA
Messenger RNA from Molossus molossus (Pallas's mastiff bat), 2031 nucleotides. RefSeq names its product SRY-box transcription factor 12 (gene SOX12). The record is from RefSeq and is a predicted model, not a curated record. Gene Ontology annotation, molecular function: RNA polymerase II cis-regulatory region sequence-specific DNA binding; DNA-binding transcription factor activity, RNA polymerase II-specific. The transcript has a single exon. Gene Ontology annotation, biological process: positive regulation of transcription by RNA polymerase II; anatomical structure morphogenesis; cell differentiation. Lineage: Eukaryota; Metazoa; Chordata; Mammalia; Chiroptera; Molossidae. The coding region runs from base 364 to 1317 and encodes 317 amino acids.